Messenger RNA from Botrytis deweyae, 183 nucleotides. RefSeq lists its product as uncharacterized. NCBI's taxonomy places the organism in Eukaryota, Fungi, Ascomycota, Leotiomycetes, Helotiales, Sclerotiniaceae. The coding region runs from base 1 to 183 and encodes 60 amino acids. The transcript has a single exon. The record is from RefSeq and is a predicted model, not a curated record.
AUGAAGAAAAGGGCGAACGCAAAUGCAAACGCACCCAAAAAAGAAAGAAAGAAAGAAAGAAAGAAAGAAGAAAGAAAGAAAGAAAGAAAGAAAGAAAGAAAGAAAGAAAGAAAGAAAGAAAGAAAGAAAGAAAGAAAGAAAGAAAGAAAGAAAGAAGAGGAAAUCCCUAAGUACUCUGGGUGA